Messenger RNA from Asparagus officinalis (garden asparagus), 3081 nucleotides. Its product is annotated as FRIGIDA-like protein 3. Bases 1 to 2874 code for a protein of 957 amino acids. The transcript has 9 exons. Lineage: Eukaryota; Viridiplantae; Streptophyta; Magnoliopsida; Asparagales; Asparagaceae. The record is from RefSeq and is a predicted model, not a curated record.
AUGAGGAUAUCAGAAGGUGGGGCUACAAAAAUCCUCGAGUAUGACGAGGGUGGGUUCAAGGUAGGGACGAUCUUCGAGUCAUUCCACCAUCAGGCCAAGUCCCCAAUAUCAUCAAAGGCUUUGCUCGAUGGGUACUUCAUGUUAUGGCUAAAGAGGUUUGCCUGUCAAUUUGGGUAUAACCAGUUGUAUGUAGGGAACAUUAACCCUUAUUUGCAUUACGAAGGAGGGCUAGUGGACGGCAAAUUCGGGACAUUUGAUGCCCAAGCCCUGCCUCUUUUCACUCAGUUGGAACCUACCGAUGAGCAAGGGGUGUUUGAUGAGAUGGUCCAGUGGGAGACCGAGGCUGGCAGCUCAGGAGGGGAGGCGACUAAGAAAGUUCAUCACGAAGAGGCGGCAGAGACCACCAAAAUAGCAGAGGGCCAAGUCAUGGCUAUUCUUGAAUCGAUUCCGGGGGUAACUGCCUCUGUGACUGAGGCCACUAUGCCUGCUCCAGUCAUUGUAUCGGGGAUGAUCCCGUUAGCUUUGAAGGUCACCCCAUCGACACUUGUUGUGGGGCAGCAGGCGAGGAUACUACAUGCUCCACCAACUAUAUCGGGAGGCAUGGCGGAAGGGGCAAUCCCAAUUCUUUCCACCGAAGAGGAAGGAACAGAAGAUGAAGAGGAGCUUGACGAUUCAGGUGAGAGUGACAUUGAGCUUCAUCGAUCCGUUGAUGCUAACUCACUAGUUGAGACUUUUAUAGUGGUUGUUGCUGACACUUCUUCCAUAUUUGUAGCUGACUUGACGUUCAAAGCCACUGGUAAAGAGGAUCCUCCCUCUAGGACUGAUUGGUCGGCAGGGGAGGAAGAUGAAGGAGAGGAACAAGAGGACGAAGGAGAGGAUGCUUUGACCCACGGGGAGACGUCAAGCCAGGAGGAUGAGGCAUUGGCUCAUGAAGAAGUGCCAGCCCAGCAGUGGGAGGCCCCGAUUCCUGAGAAGACGUCGGAGAAGACGUCAUUGGAGACACGGCUGAAGGAGGAGCUGGAGCGCGUUAUCGCUGAGGAUGAGCAGGUGGACGAAGAGUGUCACAAGACCAAUUCUAGUAUAUCCAGCCUGACAGUGGAGAUAGCGAAAGUUAAACAAACCAUCACUGAGGCACAAACUAUCCUAGUUACUAAGGAGAAAGCCCGUGAACAGCUGAUGGAGCAAUUGGCAGAGCUCAAGUCUCGACAACGACUAGUCGCUGAUAAGAUCGAGGAGAGAGACCGAGCCCUCAAGGAGUCAGUUGCUACUUUAAUUGAUUCUGCAACCUACAAGUUACAACAACUUCACCAGGCUUUCUCUGAACUUGAAAGUCAUAGUGCCAUAUCCUUGAAUUUUAAGUGGAAAGAGCUUGAAGAACAUUUUCAUGGACUUGAGAACUCACUGAAGAAAAGAUUUGUUGAGUUGGAAGAUCAAGAAAAUGAAUAUGUAAGCAAGGUAUCAGAGACCCAGGAGAUGUUGGAGAAGAGGGAAGCUGUUGUUGUGGCCAAGGAGCUGACAUCACUGGAUAGACUGCAGGAGAAAAGGGAUUCUAUUCUAUCUGCUAUCUUUGAGAAGUACAAGAGCCCUCCUUUAGAGACAGUUUCUAAUGAUAUGAGCAAUGUCAUACCUGUGGCAACGGUUGAAACAUCAGAUAUCAAGGAUGACAAAGCUGAUAUGGAAGAUCUGCCUGCUGAAAAUGGUGAUGUAGACGUCAAAUUAAAUUCCCCUUUGGUGGACUUAUGUGAGCAAAUGGACGUGAAAGGUCUCCAUAAGUUCAUCUCUGACAACCGCAAGGAUCUGGCUUCCAUACGUGAGGAAAUUCCUAUUGCACUCAAAAGUGCAGCUAAUCCUUUCUGUCUGAUUUUGGAUUCCUUGAAAGAUUUUUACUCUGGAGAAAUUUUAGGAAUGGAUGGGAAGAAAGAUGCCAAUCUUUUGGGACUGCGUAGGACUUGUCUCAUGUUGAUGGAAUCUCUUAGCCAAUUACUGACAGUUGCUGGAGCGUGCUCUCUUUCUGAUGACAAAAUGCUUACCUUGGAUAUUAAAGAGCAGGCAAAGGUGAUUGCUAACGAAUGGAAGCCGAAAUUAGAUGCUCUCGACAUUGAUGGUAGCUGUGGAAACUCAUUGGAAGCACAUGCUUUUCUGCAACUUCUAGCCACCUUUGGAAUAUCUUCUGAAUAUGAUCAAGCAGAGAUCUGCAAACUGAUACCUGCUGUCUCUCGACGCCGUCAAACAGCUGACUUAUGCCGUUCACUUGGGUUGUCAGCAAAAAUGCCAGGUGUAAUUGAAUCACUGGUGAACAGUGGAAGACAAAUUGAGGGAGUUAAUUUGGCAUAUGCAUUUGAUCUAACUGAUCAAUUUUCUCCUGUGCCAUUACUGAAAUCAUACUUGAAGGAGGUGAGGAAAGCUUCUCAAGUCAAAGCUGGAAGCAUGUCUCCUGGUGCCCAGAAUGAAAUGAACGAACGAGAGCUCUCCGCCCUCAAAGCCAUCAUCAAAUGCAUCGAAGACCACAAGCUCGAGGACCAAUACCCUGCCGAUCCACUCCAGAAAAGGAUCCUCCAGCUCGAGAAAGCCAAAGCCGACAAAAGAAGGGCUGCUGAAGCUGCAAAGCCUCAAUCCAAAAGGCCUCGUGCCAAUGGCACCACUUACAAUCCUCGAGUCACUAGCUACCCUCCAGUGACCAACUACUCGCCAGAGAAGAGCUUCUACCGUACACCGGAAAGAUAUCCGUAUCCAUACGAGAGGCAAUACAUGUAUCAACCCGAAACUCAUCCUCCUCCGAUGAUGGCAUCAGCAACCUACACUAUUUCACCGACUCAUACUACAUAUUAUGGUAAUGGCUACCAAGUUCAGUACCAAGCCUCUUACAUACACUAAGUAGAGAAGGCACAACUGAUUGUGAUCUUUUCUGACUACUAGGGUUUUAACUGAGACUAAGCUCUUUCUGUUCUAUGUUUCUUAUGGUGUUGUAAUGUAUGGAGAAACUAAGUUGGAUUAAUUAGGAUGAUGUGUUUAAAAGCGCUGUGAAUUAUGUGAUCCUAGUCCUUUGACAUAAAAACUUAUGGUGUUUAGUAUCUUACUCUC